ACGUCAGCGGAAGACUUCAACCCGAACAAUGGCCGACUUGACUUCGCACUUUGGUGGAGUUGAUGUCAGCUCGAUCGACGAGUGUGGCGCAGAGAAGAAGAAACAACAGUUGAACGAAUAGAAUACCACUUAUCACCAUGGCGGCGGCAUUUUACCUCAACGUCGCUGUGCUGGGGUGCGAAGGGAGUGGCAAGUCAUCAGUGGUGAACGCCUUGGCUAGCGGCCUUGUCGCUGAAAUUGGUCGUCAAGAAGGAAAACGAACGACCGAAAGCAUUGAUGCCUUUGAGCUUGGGAACUCCGAUGAAUCCAGCCAGAAGAACAGUAGUAGUGCAUCGGAUCACGUCGAUCCGGAUCCUAUCAAAGCCAUCUACAAUCAAGUCAAAUUGAAGAAUGAGUCUCUACGUAGCAACGACGACGAGAAGAAAGGUGAUGAGGACGCGGUGAGCAACCACUACUACAUGGUGCCUGCUCGGAAACAUCCCAUCGCCAUGUGGCAUGGCUGUCGAUUGACUCUGAUGGACACACCCAGUAUGGACGCACGUGUUCGGUCUUACUGUCGGCAGCAAUGGGGGUCGCUGGAUGCCACAAUUGUCGUUUUAGAUGCCACAAAGCCGGUGGAAGACACACAACAAAUUGAACUCCUCAAGUUUGUCCAGAUGACUCGUGACAAAAUGGGAAGGGUUCCCUGCUUCAUCCUAUGGAACAAAAUCAAGGAUGCCGUUCAGUUGACCAAGGAAGAGCAACAGAUGUUCCAAGAGACACACAAACUCAUCGAAACCGUCUUUGGUAAAAGCCCAGAUCAACAAUUAGAGCACUCCACCCCCAACAAUAACAACUACCCCGUCUUGGUGCCCACAUCGACCACAUCAGCGCUUCUUUUCGAUGCCGGUUCUGGAAUGAGCAAAGAAGAAUUCACAAAACAAGUCCCUUUGAAUUGGUUCGACGAGAUUGGCAGACAAGAAUGCGGGGCUGACGAAUGGGGCCCGUUCUCUGUCGAGCAAAAGUUUGACAAGAUGCACGCUCUGCUACAACACAAUCAAACCGACAACAACGAUAGCACUGGCGGCGACAACAGUGCCGAUAGCUUUCGGGGGCGUCUCUGCCGUGGCUCGGGUUUCGACAAAUUGGUCCUGGCAAUGGAGCAGCGUAUUGGAGGACACAUUCAGCCAGCGAUUGCCGAGAGAGCCUUGGAGCACAUGAUGAAGAACAAUGAUGCCAAUCCGUCUCACUUUUUGAACCAUCUGGAGGUAUUUAUGGAGAUGCACAAAGCGCUGGGAAAGUCCACACACCAGCUGCGGGAAAGGUGUUGGGAGGGGUACGAUAAGAUGGCAAAGGCUGCGUCCGAUACCUUUUCGACGGACUACGGCGAGGGCCUCAAAGAUUUGGUCCAUGUCGCAUACCAGUUGCAAAGUUUGCAGUGUCUGUGUUCCGACGAGGGACACCAAGAAGGCAUGGACAAAGAAUGGGCCAAACUGAUUAUGGGAUUCUUGGCGACCAUCAACCAUCAUGCAAACACCUGGGAUAUCAAACGAUGGUUUAGCGUGGAGGAAAAGGAGCGAAGAACGUCGACAACCUGGAGAACAUUGUCCCCAAUCGACUGGCACAAUCUUCUAGAGUCGGUUCUGCUGCUACGAUGCGAGCCAAUGUUUGCUCGGUGCUUCGGCCCUGAAAUCCUGGUCUUGGAGCAACAUAAAUCACAACUCCAAGGGCAUCUGUCUCGGUGUUCGAAAGGCGGCCGCAAGAAUUGCUCGUUUGGUGACCACAAGAGCAUUCAUGAAGUUUGCAAGGUGGAACUAGCUGCUACUCCUGGCGGAAGAGCAAUCCCAUUGAACAAGUCUCAUGACCGAUUCGUUUCUCUUGAGAUACCAAGAGACUUUGCAACCGCCCAAAAUCAUUUUGGCCACAUCAUUUAUCUGUUUUGCCGAUCCAAGGACAACCAUGCUGCCAGACCCUUGCCAAGUUUCUGGACGACACCGGUGGUUGAGGAGUCCAGCGUGGUACCUGUGGCGACAGUGGCAUCAAAGAACGCAAAUGAAAGCGCUGAGCCGACAACGAAUUUGUCAUCCAAGAAGGCAGACGAAAGCUGCGGCGUGACAGAUCCGACGUUCCAUUCCUCUGUCGCUACCAAUGAAGCUGAUUCUUCUCGACCAAAGAAGAAAGGGAGAGCGACUAACGAUGGAGCCGCUUCAUCACAGCCAAAAAAGAAUGUUCCUACGACCGUCCGUUCUUCCGCUAAAAGCGAAGCGGAUGCAUCUCAGCCAAAGAAAAAACGGAGAGCUACUAGUGCUGGACAAGCGCAAUCGCCACCGGCCCUACGGACGUCGAAACGCCAACGGCGCACUCCACAGCGAAUUCAGCUCCCUUGACAGUGCCCGCGGUCGAAUAGCAUGUUGCGAGUUGGGCACGCUCUGGAUACCGGUACAUCAUUCCUUUCUUUCUACCUUCUGCCUACUAUAGUGUUGUAGCUCAAAGGUCGGUGGCAUGCCAUCCUACAUCUGUGGCCCCCGUUCUGAGCUAUAUGUAUCGCGUCUGAACCGAACAACUCUUUGCUUCCAAUCUUAUGAAACCAAUUGUAUAAAACUUUUAGAACUAGAAAGCUCCGCUCCAGCAUGAAGUAACGCCGGCUCGUACUUGUAACACGGAGGCAAACCUCCAGAAUCAAUCCCCAACAGAGAUAGAUGUGCAGCAUCAUGAUAUAUCUUGCAUGACCCCACAAAGCCGACAGCUCUCUGUCAAGUUUGAAUCUAAUAAUUGCAGACGCUCUUCACUGGCAUGUACAGGAAGUAGCUGGCGUGGUUGUUUUGCAGACAUUUCAUACUCAGAGAUUUGCCCAAUUGCCUGUCCAGCACAUUCGGCACGAAGAGACUCUGCAUAUUCGUCCACAUCAUCCCAAGCUUCAAAGGUCAUGUAGUUGUUGAAAACUUCCUCGCCCUGUUCCAUGUCCCUCAUGGCUAGGCUUCCGGCGCAAGACACAGUCCGCCGGCUCCUAUCCAUGGCUGGAUUGUAGAUCUUGUAUCGCUCUUGAUCUGCUGUAAUGUUAAAACCUGUGUACGAUAGCUCUGUCAGAUACUGAUAUUCGGCGUCACCCACAUUGGCGGUUCCGUUGCACCCGUGGUUGACAAAUGAUGCGAUUCCUGGAUCGACAUCGUAAGCUCGAUAGCCAAAGUCUUCGGCAGUAAAGCCGUAACCAUCCGCGUACCCCAUAAGGAUGUUCCAGGUCUUGAGGGGAAUGGUCAUGUUCUCAGCAUGGUCCACAAACUCAUCCACAACGCGAAUGGUGGCAUCCGUAAUGUACACAUUUUGCACGCAGGUAUCGAUAAAGACGUAGGACCCUUCCUGAAUGUCGUGUUUCACAAAGAUGCCACGCCCAGCAUUCUCCACAGUACUUAGCUUGACCUCAAAGGACGAAAUAGGAACUAGGGCCCUUUCCGGGUCAAGUAAUCCUUCGCAGGCAUCAUCUUCAGGGUUGUUGUCACAGAAGGCGUCCGCGGCCAGUCUGCUGGGAUUGUGGUACGACAUAAUAUCGGUGGCAUCGACGUAGUCAAAGGGCGGCAGUAGCUUUUCGCGAAUGGAAAGCCGAACCAUUGCUUCGCUAGCAAACCAUCGUCCCAGCAUCUCGUGGUCGUCCGAAAAGGCCAUCAAAAAGUUCGCUUCACCUUCGUCGUACUCCUUAAUGAAGCCAAACCGGUCUUUAGCAGCGAGAGCCUCAAGCCACUGGGACUUUACGGCUCGGUUUUGAGCCGUUUGAAUGGACAUUUUCAACACUAGAGCGCUGUCAUCUUUUUUUAGUACUCGUUCCAUAUCAGCCGCAAUCUCCACCGUGCCUGGCGUCGUUUCGACAAAAAUCAUGUCCACAGUGCGGUUUUCAGCCCUGGCAAACCAAUCGGCAGCUUUUUCGUUUCGGAUUUCAACGCGGGGAUAGUCCUUUCCUUCGACAUUCCAUGAUUGAUCCAUCUCCAAAAGAAUGAGAUGCUUCAGAGUGGAGUGCUGCAAGAGUUGCUUCAAAGACGCUACGGAACCUCCCACAAGGACGGCGGUUUCGGUUUCUUUGCUGCUGGAGGCCAACAUGGCUGGAUGUACCAGUGCACUUGCCACACGCAACUCCUUUCUUUCAGUUUUGGCAUCAGCAGUAGUCUGUUUCUUUACUACAAGCUCUGAUGUUGGAAUCAUAGGCUGACCAAGAAUAGUUUCGACGGAGGCAUGGUCCAGCGAGACUCCAUUGGCAUCAAUCGAGACUUGCUGGGGAGCGGUGUGAAUGAUAAUGUGCCCUUGGGUAGCAAUGCCUACGCAUGUCAUGUGUCGGGGACUGACUUGAUCACAGUGAUAUGACAAAAUGGUACUAUGGCUCGUUUUCAUAAUUUCCUUGAGAAGUUGAACGACAGAGGAUUCGGUUGACAGUCGGUCUUGCAACUGAUUCAGCGCACGACCGGCUAGAUCCACCGAGAAACGCUGCCGCUUCGUUUCGUCUUGCUUGUCUCUCUUCGUUGCUCUUGACGUCACAUCUGCACUACUACUAGUAGACCGUACAAGGAACGACUCACUAGCAGUUCCCUCCGUCUUGAACCGCUUCGACGAGUAUCUCGUCGACGCGGGAAGCACGGGUGAUGUUCCGAGAACGGGUGGCGGCAGACUCCGAACAAAAUUGGGAGCUUCUUCCUGCGUUUGUCGAGGCGGUAUUGCUAGCAACUGUUGCUGUUGAUGCGUGUGUAGCAAAUACGUUCGUGCCGUCGAUCCAACUAAAAAGGAAACACCCAUUCCCACGGCUGCACUGACCAGCAAAAACGCAAGAGACACGGGCAUGUGAUACAACGUCAUGGUUCUGGUCUCCUUAUUAUUCUCGUUAGUAGCAGAAAUCGGUUGUGUCAUGGUGCUGUCUUCUCGGAAGUUUGUUGUGACUAUCAGCGUUAGAGACGUUCGUUGUACUUGGCUCAGCUCGGUCCUCUCACAAGAUUGUUGUCUUCCCUUGCUUUUGAUCUGCGUUUUUUCCUCGAACCAUUUGACCGUUGCGAAAACUAAAAUGUGAGCAGUUCCAACCAAAAUGGGGCUUCCCACUUCCCUCCGAGGCGGCACAUACUUCAAUAUUCAUGCACGUAGGAUUGCAUAAGCGCAAUAUUUUGUUCCAAACGCACCCGACGAUCCUUGGCG
Messenger RNA from Seminavis robusta, 5145 nucleotides. Lineage: Eukaryota; Bacillariophyta; Bacillariophyceae; Naviculales; Naviculaceae. The record is from the annotation of a GenBank genome assembly.